AUGGUCUCUCAUCGCAACCUGCCCGAGAGGAAGAAUCCUCUCCUCGAGCCCACCGAUGCCACAGCCGUCGAGAUUCUCAUCGAGAGACGUCGACUAGGACAGACGAACCUCGGUGUAAAGCCCGGCGUCAGUGGCCUUACCAAUGCGACCAAGCCGGAGAACAUGGGCACGUUCGACUACGCGCAUUUGAGGGUUCCAUUGCCAAAGGACCUGACAGGAUCCGGCAUUUUUACAUUGAACAAGACCUCGGCUUUCCCCGAAUCUUACUUCCUGAUGCGACGUAGCAGCGACGGCUACAUCAGUGCCACAGGCAUGUUCAAGGCUGCGUUCCCUUGGGCCUCCCUCGCAGAAGAGGAAAUGGAGCGCAAGUACCAAAAGACGUUCCCUUCCGCGGGCGCCGAAGAAGUCGCCGGAAGCGUGUGGAUUGCGCCUGAGGAGGCUCUCGCACUGUCUGACGAAUACUCUAUGCGUCAUUGGAUUGAGGCACUUUUGGACCCCGCGCCGAUCGAGAAAGGCAACAAGGAUAAAUCAAACACCCACAUUCAGAUGCCUCCCAAAUUCGACGUCGCGAACGCCACACCUGCGACUCUCCCCGCACCUGGUCUUCGCACAACGCGCGCGCGCUCGGCUCGAUCUGUAUCACCUAGCAGAGGCGCAGCAACCCCCAGCCGAAAGUUUGCGACCCCACGCAAGUCACGAUCCACAAGAAGUGCGAUGAAACCUGAACUCGCCAAGGCUGACGAGGUCGUUACUCCAUCGAGUGCUCUGCAAACUAUCAUUGCCAACGGCGCGACACCUUCCGAGUCAGUCGCGUCAUCUGUCGAUGGCGAGGUCAAGGAGAAAGAGGUGGCGGUCGAGAGGACAGAGCCAGAUGUCAAAGAGGGCACCGUUCACAUUGAAGUCGAGCAGACUGUUGAGACUAAUGGCGACACCGAAAAGACGAGCACUAAUGUCACUGUCGAUGUCCCACACAGCCACGCCGCACUUCCUGAGCCGGAAGACCCUACCGCCAUGAUCGAAGAGGCCAAGCGAAUGGUCGCAGAAGCACAAAGGCUAGAUGGCGCAUCGUCAUCGCAGGUCGCCAAGUCGACAAAGCGUGGAAUUGAAGAUGUCUUGGACGUUGAAGAUCUCGCCGAGGAGCGCUUGAGCAAACUUGCAAAGGUUGCAUACACGACCGAGCAGAAGAUGACCAAGGAGAAGGUUACACGGAGAGCGCUGGUUGGCGUAGGUGUCAUGGCAAUCAUCGGCACCGCCUUCCAAUACUUUGUAUAA
Messenger RNA from Alternaria burnsii, 1272 nucleotides. Its product is annotated as apses transcription factor. Gene Ontology annotation, molecular function: DNA binding. The record is from RefSeq and is a predicted model, not a curated record. Gene Ontology annotation, biological process: mitotic telomere tethering at nuclear periphery; meiotic attachment of telomere to nuclear envelope. Lineage: Eukaryota; Fungi; Ascomycota; Dothideomycetes; Pleosporales; Pleosporaceae. The transcript has 5 exons. Gene Ontology annotation, cellular component: nuclear membrane complex Bqt3-Bqt4. The coding region runs from base 1 to 1272 and encodes 423 amino acids.